This is a messenger RNA of Hylaeus volcanicus, 2388 nucleotides long. RefSeq lists its product as uncharacterized. The transcript has 3 exons. Bases 153 to 1043 code for a protein of 296 amino acids. The record is from RefSeq and is a predicted model, not a curated record. NCBI's taxonomy places the organism in Eukaryota, Metazoa, Arthropoda, Insecta, Hymenoptera, Colletidae.
ACUUUGCCACUGUUAAUCGAACGGUUGGAAGAAACGAAGCCGUUUUUCGAUUCAACCCAAAGCUUGAUACGGCGUAAUUAAUAGCCGGAUGAUCGGUGAUAUCAAACUUAACCUGAUAUUACAUUGCGUCAAAGAGUGUACCAGUUACAGUUAUGUCGACAAGUAAAUCGACGGAAUUGACGCCGACGCCGACGCCGACGCCGACGCCGACGCCGACGACGACGACGACGCCGACGACGACGACGACGGAGACAACGAUGGGUUUCAAGGACAAACAAAAGGCCUUGGAAACGUUAAAAGCUCUGGACGGCCGGGACAUUAGCUAUCAAUACCACGUAAUCGUGAGUUUCGUGAGUCGCACCAAGAGAACGCUACAAAUCACAAAAGACGAGGAGAAGCUUGCCAAUCUGCGGGAGGCUUUAAAAGUGUUCGAGGAUUGGCUGACCGAUUACAAGGAGAAGAAUCGCGGCAAGGAGAACCUCGCUUACUUGCCGAUCGAGACUGUGAAUGCCUUUAGGAUUCUUGCUCGCAAAUACGAUGUCUUGGACGAAGAAUUCUUCGAAGUCUACAAGAAGGAAAAGGGAGACUACAAAAGUUUACGGCUCGUAAAGUUCUCAAACAGGAAAAUCACCUGGGAUAUCGAAAGGAAUCGAAGAUUGAAAGAGAUCAUCGAUAAGAUAAAAGAAACGCACGCACAGUGGUACGAGACGGAUGUUGGGGAUUUCCGGGGAUUGCCGACCAAGGAACACGUACGGUGCGUUAUGUUGGGAUACAGUCCGGAUCCGUCUAAGCUGAAAAAGUUGAUUUCUCGAGUGAAAGAAAAGUUCGGUUCCGAAGCGUGCGAGAAGACAGUGGCCGAUGCCGAUGAGAAGGAGCCCGACGAGAACAAGCCAGCGAAGAGGAGCCGCGAAAGUUGGACGAGUAGUACGAGUAGCGAGUCCGAAGACGGAGAACCGGAUAAGAAAGUGGCGAAGCGAUCGGUCCGACGAGAAUCGUCGGAAGCUAACGGAGAGAAGAAUCCAAGAGAAGAAUCAAUGGUUUGAUAAAAGCGUUUUAUUAAACGGUUUGCCCACCGAACGGCACACUCGAUCCAUAAUGUGGGCUUUUAUUGUUAAUCACGAUAUCGGAAAACUGAAUCAACUGCUACCUACGUUCGCGGACAAGUUGAAAUGUUAGAAAAAGUUAUUCGACUCGAUCGAUGCUUGUACGGGUAAUGAAAGUUCGGUACUAUGUACAAAGGAAUAUUGAUUAAAUAUCGAUUUAAAAGAACGUUAUCGAUCAUGAUCAUGAUAACGAAAACGAAAACGAAAACGAAAACGAAAACGAAAACGAAUCUCUAAUAAAGAUAAGCUACACACGUAUACUUAGAGUUUAUAGUCUUGCUCCAAAACGAAAACUCUCAUCUUUUUACGAUAGAAUUGGUCGCGAUAGAGCCGACAUCUGGUAGACGGAUUCGAAUGUUUCGCCGGCGGCUGAUUGCGAGCCGUGAGCCUUCGUGCUUCGGAGUUCCGAGCUGCUCCGACUCCGAGCCAGCCGGCAUACUCGCCAUUUUUGUUGUUUUCGCGUCGUAGUCGUACCGUAGAAUUUCAAGAUGGCGCGAGCUGUCAAAGUUUUUCGACCGCGGAACGCUCAAUCGAUAGUUUUGAUUGCCGCUGUGCGACUCGCGAGAGUGGGCGAGCCUUGGGUCUGGUUUUGAGGUUAGGGUUAGUGACUCGGUGACACUGGAAACUGCGGUUACGAGUUCUUUCCGUGUGCGUGCGAGCGAACGCGGUGCCAGAACAGAACCGUCUCACGUUUUCGAGACGUUCUAUGGAACAGGACGUAUACAAGCACAAGCCCGAGCCCAUGCCAAUGCUACUUCGAAUACCGAUACCGGGCCAGACGAGCUGUGCAAGAUCGUAUCGUGAAAGCGUUCGUAAACUGACGAUACGAAACAUACAUACGUUCGAGAGGGAAUGGCACGCGUUCCCGCAACCGAUCUGCUUAUUUUCUGUGCACAAAUAAAAUCCUCGGAAACAAGGAAAUCUACGUACCGCUUUAGGCCAGCUAAAAAUAGCAGUUUCGUCCAUCGCGGUUCGUAGGCCUCUAUGUUCCUCGAUCAACGCUAUCGUGGUGCCAGUUCCAGUAUGUAUUUCUCGACAUUGUUUAAAAACGGAUCACGAUGUAACACGUGACAUAACGAUCCACCUCGUUUGUUCGCACGGUUUACUUGUUUCUUGCCGAUAGAAGAAAUCGAAAGCUAAAAUGCAAGUAACGACAUAGAAAGGGACAUGGUUUGAAAAACCAAGUAAGUUUGUAAAGGGUAGAAGGAAAAGAUGGACACGAAACAGCGAGCUAGUGCGCCAAAAGUUUGCGUCGCAAUGGAUAAACAAGUGAAGUGAAGUGAAG